Molecule: messenger RNA, 742 nt
Organism: Bufo bufo (common toad)
Lineage: Eukaryota; Metazoa; Chordata; Amphibia; Anura; Bufonidae
Exons: 2
Coding region: 86-700 (204 amino acids)
Source: RefSeq, a predicted model, not a curated record
UGCCAGCAAAGGGCAUAGUGGCGACGGGAAGCCCAAGAAGAAGCCCUAUCUCUAUACCAAGGACUUACAGUUCCUCCUGCCUGUAAUGGACAUGCGACCGACAGUGGACAAUCUUCAGGCCGAUGAAGAGUCCUCGUCCACAAACCUUGAUGAGCCUGGUACACCUGCAGCUUCUUUUCAACCCCAUGCUGGACCAUCAGAGGCUGAAGAAAGGCCCGAGGAGGAAAGCCAGCAGGAGAUUUCUCCGCCUCAGCCAUCCAGGCGCCAAAGUUCUCGAAGGAGGGGAGGAUCUUCGAGUCAACAAACUGCGCAGAUGGCUCGGAGGGAUUUUAUCGAUUCACAGGUCUUUGAGUACCUAAAUAAAAGUAAAACGGAGACCCCGGAGGACAAAAUUCUCAGAAGCCUGGCUCCAGCCUUAUCAAGAGUGCCUCCUGAACGGCAUUCUUUGGUGCUAUCUUCAUUAGCAUCUGUUUUGUAUCUAUUCGAGGGGGAUAGUAUUCCCCUUGAUGUGAUUCAAUUUAUAGAUAAGGAGAAAUUGAGGCAAGCCCAUAUACGGGCACAAAUUAGGCUACCAAUGCCAUCUUCAGAAAGUGUGGCACAUAUUGCAGGUCCAGGACCCACACAUCCUGGCAGUUCUUCAACCCCUCAAAUUGUUUUUAGGGGAACAGGUCCAUACACAAGGGAGCUGUUUGAUUUAUAAUUUUUUUUUAUAAUUUGGUUUAUAUUUUCAUAAAAAGUUAUU